Messenger RNA from Tripterygium wilfordii, 2098 nucleotides. Its product is annotated as 30S ribosomal protein S6 alpha, chloroplastic-like. Bases 1239 to 1805 code for a protein of 188 amino acids. NCBI's taxonomy places the organism in Eukaryota, Viridiplantae, Streptophyta, Magnoliopsida, Celastrales, Celastraceae. The transcript has 3 exons. Gene Ontology annotation, biological process: translation. Gene Ontology annotation, cellular component: ribosome. Gene Ontology annotation, molecular function: structural constituent of ribosome; small ribosomal subunit rRNA binding. The record is from RefSeq and is a predicted model, not a curated record.
UGCAAAUUUUAUUGUAAUAUUUCAGUUGCGUCCCUACUACAACUCUAAUACUGGGUCAUAUGCUCGAUUGUGUGGACUGGAUUAUAAAAAGUGCAAGAAAAGUGAAUUGAAGAAAGAAAGAAGGUGAAGGUGGAUCUCAAUUCAUGCAAUUAUGCAAACCCAAGAUAUUUGUGUUUAGCUAAGAAUUCCACUCAAGGAUAGCUGUUUGAUUAUGAUAUCGAUAAAUCAAACCUCGGUGUUAAGUAAGAUUAUUGAUAUUAAUGGGGAUAUAAAAUAAAAGACAUUUUGGUUAUGCCUUUUUGAACUAUAUACCCGCAAUGUAAGCAUAUAUCCAGGUAGACCUAGUGUUUAUGUAAUGAUAUAAAGGAUUCAAAGCCUAAACACUACCACUUUAUAAUAACCAAAGAAUUCAUUCUUUUUCUUGAAGAAUAUGGUUCUUUUUGCUUUUUUUGUCCACAAAAAGCUCUGGCCUUUCUUAACACUUGAGUAGUACAUUACUCCUUUUUCUACCGCUGAAAAGUGAAAAGGCUCUUGUUUAAGUUGCUUUUAAAUGAGCAAAGGCUCUUGUUUAAGUUAGAUAAGUGUCAAUUAGUAGAAAUUGAGUUGAACCAACAAAACCCACCUCACUAACUCUCCAAUGAUUUCACUGUCAAAGGCUAGCAACUUAUUCACCUACCUACCAUCCACUUAAUCUUGCUUAAGCAAGAGUUACCUAAGCCAAAAAAUAUUUAUUGCCUUGUAGUUGGAUGGUUAGCUAUUGCUGUAGUUAACUAAUAAGAAUUUGUUGAACCAAUCAUUGCUUACCAGACCAAUCAUUUCUACUGUUGUUUUUCUAAUUCAACAAUUGAGUUCAUCAUUCUUAUAAUUAGUACUUAGUACUGUCUAGCAUUUAUAGAGUGCACAAUUGGUGUUUGUAUUUAUGCCUGUGAAAAAAACACAAAUGGGAUUCAGUGCUUGGAGUGAGUGGAGGUGUCAUGGGCAUGUCCCACAUAAAGAUAGAUGAGAAUAAGUAACCAUAUUUAUACUCAACAGCCUUUUGCUCUGCUGCUAUUUUUAAUAGUAGGGUUACUGUAGUUAAUAUGUCCCUUGACUCAAUCUAAGAGCAUUGAUCCUUUAAGAACCUCCUUUUUUUCUCUUUCUUCUGUUUAUAAAUAGAUUCAGGAAACCAUUUUUACUUCUCCUAUGAUCACCUUGGUUCAACUCAUACUAAAUAGAAGCUGGAUUUUGCUCAACCUUUGAUGGCUUUACCUCCAACUCCAACACCUUCACAUCUUUACCCUCAAGCUCUUCAACUCAAACUUUACCAGGCUUUCAUAUUCUCAAUUCCAAUUCUCUUCUCUAUCAUCCUCUUCUUGUUGUUCUACUUGUUCUACCUCAAGAGGAGGGCUUCAACACUCUCUUCUUCACCUCCACCAAUACUUCCAAGAAGUUCCAAUGAAGGCACUCCAUAUGUAGUCUCUGUGGGUUUGAAGGGGGAGCUCAAGAACAAGUUACCAAGUAUCUUAUGUGAUGAAGAAACAAGGACAAGAGAAUCACAGUGUUCUGUGAUCCCCACCAUUAAACUUCUCAACCCGGCACCGCCCCCUCUCAGUGUAGUUCUGCUACCCCAACAAGAUAACCUAAACCAGAACAUCUCAUCACAAGAGCAACAACAGCAAUCAGAGAAUCGACAAGAGGAAGAGGUUCGUGAUAGCUCAAAUUCUGCCGAGUUAUCAAACGAACAUGUGGUAAUACAAAUAGAAAGUUCAUCAAGUUCAACAGAAUGUGUACAGGCAUCCAAAUCAAGAAUCUCUAGUUCUUCAUGAAGAAAAUUCUUGUGUACAUCAAGUUCUGGGAUUAACAAAUGCAAAUGUGAGUUACAGGUGGGUUGCCCCAUCUGAGAAAUUUGAACUAUAUAUAUAGGACUUUCUGCUAGAGUACAUAAAUCAUUUCAUCGAGUUUUCCCUGUUAUUUGAUCAAUGGCUACAAACCAGGUUUGUAACAUUGGCAAUAGAUUACAGUGAAGGUAGAAGAGACCUUCCAAGAGUUCUUUUUCUUUUCCGUGUAAUUUGUUGAAACUGCAUCUGAGGGAAUCCAUGCCCAUUUUUGCUCCUGGAAA